AAGCCAGAAUGUUUCCCACAAGUUCACAAAAAAAAUAUUGGAUUUUUGCUGAUGAAAGUGAUCUUAUGCAUUUACGAGAAAAAACAAAUGCAAAUUUUAUUGAAAAAUAUGGUGCUGAUAUGACACCAGAACAACGAGAACAAUUUUUUUUAACAAAUCUUGAAGAAAGAACAUUACUGAGAUUUUAUGAACUUCAAUUACGAGAUUUCUGUAAAAGAUUUAUGCCAGUUAUGCCAAAAGCAACAAUUGCCACAGCAUUACAUUAUUUUAAACGUUUUUAUUUGAGAAAUAGCGUUAUGGAUUAUCAUCCAAAAGAAAUUUUAGUAACAUGUGUUUAUUUAGCAUGUAAAGUUGAAGAGUUUAAUGUUUCAAUAUCACAAUUUGUUGCAAAUGUCAAAGGUGAUCGUGAAAAAGCAUCAGAUAUUGUAUUGAACAAUGAAUUAUUACUAAUGCAACAUCUUAAUUAUAAUUUAACUGUUCAUAAUCCAUUUAGACCAGUUGAAGGAUUAAUGAUUGACAUUAAGACACGUUACAGUUCACUAGAAAAACCAGAAUCCCUUAGACCAAAUAUUGAUGAUUUUUUGGAAAAAAUUUUUUUAACAGACAGUGUUUUAUUAUAUGCACCAAGUCAAAUAGCACUUGCAGCUGUAUUACAUGCUGCAUCAAAACUCGAAGCAAAUUUAGAUAGUUAUGUUACUGAGAUACUUUUUUCCAGGGAUCAAUUGGCUGGUAUUAUUGAAGCAGUUCGAAAAAUUAGAACAAUGGCUAAAGGCUCUGAUAUACCUAGCAAAGAAAUUGUCAAAGCUUUGGAAAAAAAACUCGAUAAAUGUAGAAAUCAGGAAAAUAAUCCAGAUAGUGAAAUAUACAAGAGAAGAAUGCAAGAAAUGCUUGAAGAUGAUGAUCUUCAUGACAAUGAAAAAUAUGCUAAAAUAAUUCAAAAUCAAGAAGCUCAUGAUAAAAAAAUAUUAGGAGUUAAUAGACUACGUUCACCAUCAGAUUAA
Messenger RNA from Aphidius gifuensis, 1001 nucleotides. RefSeq names its product cyclin-H (gene CycH). Gene Ontology annotation, cellular component: transcription factor TFIIK complex; nucleus. Lineage: Eukaryota; Metazoa; Arthropoda; Insecta; Hymenoptera; Braconidae. Bases 9 to 1001 code for a protein of 330 amino acids. The transcript has 6 exons. Gene Ontology annotation, molecular function: cyclin-dependent protein serine/threonine kinase regulator activity. Gene Ontology annotation, biological process: regulation of cyclin-dependent protein serine/threonine kinase activity; DNA-templated transcription; regulation of transcription by RNA polymerase II. The record is from RefSeq and is a predicted model, not a curated record.